Lytechinus pictus (painted urchin) is the source of this 2865-nucleotide messenger RNA. Its product is annotated as protein-tyrosine sulfotransferase 1-like. Bases 1073 to 1930 code for a protein of 285 amino acids. NCBI's taxonomy places the organism in Eukaryota, Metazoa, Echinodermata, Echinoidea, Temnopleuroida, Toxopneustidae. Gene Ontology annotation, biological process: peptidyl-tyrosine sulfation. The record is from RefSeq and is a predicted model, not a curated record. The transcript has a single exon. Gene Ontology annotation, cellular component: Golgi apparatus. Gene Ontology annotation, molecular function: protein-tyrosine sulfotransferase activity.
UCAUCUGGUCUGAUCUGGAAUGCAGCAACUCUUCCCCACCAACACACACAAGUCUUCUGUGCUCUGAUUGGACAGCCAGUAUCAUCCAAGUAUCCUGAUUGGCCAAUAAUACCUCUGAGCCUGGAGCAUAUGCAUACCAGAGCAAUAUCCAGCCUACAAUUUCACUGCCAAUAAAUCCCGCCCUGCAAUCAAAUCUCCCCUUUCUGCUCAGAUUCUCUUGACACUUUUAGGAAAAAUAAGAAGGAAAUGGCCCAGCUGUCCGUUUAGCCCCAAUGCAAGGAGUCUGAAAUGCGAUCCUACCCUUGAGAUAGGGAUUGGCAAAUGUCGCGUGGCCACCACGCUGGAGUAUGAGUCGCUCAAAACAUGAAGCAGCCAAAAGUUUCAUUCAACUUGUAAAGGUCACAGGCUUGCAGCAACUGCGUGGAUGAGGCUUGGAUAAGACAGACGGCACGUUUUUGAUCCUGGAAGAGUGUUACGCACAGAAAAUAUGCCCCUAUUGAUGAGGAGGUCGGGUAAUGUGAGUCGACUUUGCAGGAUUGAUUGAAUAUAGCAUCAGCAGCGACGAGAGGUGGAUGCGUUCAGAGCUCUUCGUCAUUGCUGCAAGCCAUCUAGAUAAUCUUGUUAAAGAUAUUAAUAAAUUGAAAAGAUAGAAGUAAAAGCAGAAAAAAGUAUUGAAAAUCUUUUGUGGAAUUUCAUUACCUACUUUCUGCAUUUAACCUGGAGCCCUGAAUUUGAGAUGCAGACUUCAUGAAGGAUUGUGAUGCCUCUAGGAGAAAUUUCAAAAUUUGAUGUUAUUUUAGUUAUGGAAAUUCUGAUAAAGUGAAAGGAAGAUUGUGCCAGAAGAUAGCAAGGUAAAGGAGAGUACUUGAAAUGAUUAUUAUUAGGACGAUUAUCACUACUACAGAGAAAGCCCCUUGAAGACUGUCAAUAGAGUAAAUGUGAUUUUCAACACACCACAGUAACCCCAUAGGAGGAUUGAAAAUUUAAUUAAUUAAUGGCUUGGUAUCGGAAGCAUUUCAACUGAGAGUUAAUUAGGUAAAGUAGAAGGAUAAACAGAGAGAUUGCCAAUUUGAUGUAUAGUCCUCACCUUUUACGAAUUAUCAGUGUCACAAUGGCGCGAUCCACAAAAGUACGCACAGUGGUGACUGUAUUUGUAACAGCCACCAUCACAUAUAUGUUAAUGCACUCAAACUGUGGAGAUAAGACAGAGAAUGUACGAAUGGUGCCCGUAGAACCUCAUGUCCUCUAUGACGAUGCAAACAACGAAUACACAUACCACCGAGAAAUGCCUCUUAUAUUCAUCGGCGGGAUGCCACGGAGUGGCACGACACUCAUGCGUGCAAUGUUAGAUGCCCACGAUGAUGUGCGGUGCGGGGAAGAGACCCGUGUUAUACCGCGGAUACUGAGCAUGCGAGCUCAGUGGAUACGCUCUUCCAAAGAACAUGCGAGACUGCUUGAGGCCGGACUCACAGACAAUGUCGUCGACGAUGCCAUCUCGGCGUUCAUGCUUGAAAUCAUUGCCAAGCACGGGAAUCCAGCCCCACGGUUAUGCAAUAAAGACCCAUUUGUCCUCAAAUCUAUGUUAUACCUUCAUAAAGUGUUUCCAAAUGGGAAGUAUCUUCUGAUGAUACGAGAUGGACGAGCCACCGUGCACUCCAUCAUCUCACGGAAAGUGACGAUAACGGGAUUCGACAUCACAAACUAUCGGGAUUGCUUGAAGAAGUGGAAUCAGGCAGUUGAGAGCAUGUAUGACCAGUGCAUGAGAGUAGGAAAGCAAUACUGUCUACCAGUCUACUAUGAACAGCUUGUUCUACACCCAAAGGAAUGGAUGGAGAAGAUACUAACGUUCUUGGAUCUACCCUGGGAUGAGGCAGUCUUGCAUCAUGAGGAACACAUAGGAAAACCUGGUGGAAUCUCAUUGUCAAGGUAACAGUAUACUUUCAAUUAUUUUCCAAGAGAGGGGAGGGAGGGGGGGUGUUGGCAGGAGUGCACUUGCAGCAUGUCCUGAAGAAAACACAGAUUGCUUACUAAAGUAAGUAGAGGGUACUAGGAAGGGAUCCUCUUUCUAUUGAGAAGGAAUUUAGUCCAUUCUAUGGAUUCCAAUGAUAUACAUGCCAACUGUUGGGGGAGAGAUAUAUUACUAUUUUAAUCUUUAUGUUCAUAUUUCUUUAAAAAUGUUAUUUCAGUAUUGAAGAGGUAGUAUAAGAAUGUUCCUAUUUCUGGAAAUUACACUGACGAGGAUCCAAUAAGGAUUGUUCUUUCAAAUUAGCGAUAAAUUGCUAAGGGCCCCAUGUCUUUAGAAGAAUUCAGAUAGUAGCAGUUAUAACACUAAAAAACAUCUUGUUACCAUCUGCUUGCAUCUUGUUGUCAUGGUCAUAGGAUUGCCUUCAUAUAUAACUAAAGAAAAGAUAAAGGGUUGGAAGGGAAUGAUGUAUUGAGGAUACUUUUUCAGACCCAUUUAGAACAUGAAAGCAUUAUGUUUUUGUGGUAAUAUGGUGUUUUCAUUUUCUCACCAAAGUAAGGAAGGAUGCUACAUAAUGUGGAUAUGUCAUGAACAUUAUUCACUGUUAAUAAGCAUUUCAUUAUCAUCCAACUCCUCCUACAAUGGACUCCUUUUGAGAAUUCAUUGGUUACUUGUUGUCUUGUCAAGUUUAAAAGCUUGGAAAUAAAACUUGAAAGUUAUAGGAAUUCCAUUUUUAAUGUAAUUGUAGAGGUACCGAACUACCGAUUAUACAUUUAGUGAUCAUGCCGUUGUCAAAGUAACAAAGUACUAGCCAAUUGUUCAAAGAGCAUUGACAGAUGAAGGGAGGGUGAGAAGUCAGGUUGCUUUAUUUCGCUUUUUAUUCAGAAAAGCAAGUAGUAAAA